UUCAAAUCUUGUCCAAAGUUCAAACUUCCAAAGUUGCACAACAGCCAAUUGGAACACAGACAAAAAAGGAGUAUAAGAGCUCACAAGUCUUGUCUCUGACUUUGUUAUUAGUCAGAGACAAUACUUGUGGGUGAAGUGAAAGAAUGGCAGCAAUGGAAGACCUUCUGCUGCAGUUCACCAAUACAGAGACUCUACUGGGUACAUUUGUGAUUCUGGUUAUCCUCUAUCUAAUCCUCUCCAGCUUUGGCCCUCGGACAAAGGAGCCUCCAGGACCCAGGCCCCUGCCUCUGCUUGGCAAUUUGCUACAGCUGGAUCCUAAGACACCUUACAGAACACUGUAUGAGCUCUCCAAGAAGCAUGGACCAGUGUUCACAGUCCACUUUGGGAUCAAAAAAGCAGUUGUAAUGGCAGGAUACAAGACGAUCAAGCAGGCUCUGGUGAACCAUGACACAUUUGCAGACAAAGAAACGUUGCCAAUCAUCAGAGACCUGAAAUUGACACACGGAAUUAUUUUUGCCAAUGGAGACACUUGGAAAGAGAUGAGGCACUUUGCACUGACUAACCUGAAAAACUUUGGAGUGGGAAAGAGAGCAAAUGAGGAGAAAAUCAUAGAGGAAAGUCAAUGCCUGAUUAAUGUUUUUAAAGCAAAAGAAGGUAAAGCCUUUGACACCACUGAGCCAGUGAGCUAUGCUAUCUCCAAUAUCAUCUGUUCUUUUGUCUAUGGGAACAGAUUUGAAUACGAUGACAAAGAGUUCAGAUCUAUGGUGGACCGAGCUGGUGAGAACACUCAGCUCAUAGGCUCUCCUUCAGUACAGUUGUACAACAACUUUCCGAGCUUGUUCAGUUGGUUUGGAGCCCGAAAACAACUGAUAAACAAUGCUUUUGCAAACAGGAAACAGAUGACAGAGUUGACCAAGGGUUUACAAGAGACCCUUAAUCCUCACAUGUGCAGAGGUUUUGUGGAUUCCUUUCUGGCCCGCAAGAUGCAGCUUGAGGCAUCUGGAAGUAAGAAUUCUCACUAUCAUGAAGACAACCUGCAGGCAACUGUUGUCAACCUGUUUACUGCUGGCACUGACACUACAUCAUCUACUCUAAGAUAUGGCUUACUGCUCAUGGCCAGGUACCCAGAAGUACAAGAUCAGGUUCAGGGGGAGAUGUCCAGGGUGGUAGGAAACCGACAGGUCCGAGUAGAGGACAGAAAGAACCUGCCGUACACUGAUGCUGUCAUCCAUGAAAUACAGAGAAUGAUCUGUACUGUGCCUAUACUUACACGUUCUGCCUCCCGAGAUGUCACCUUCCAAGGCUACUUCAUCAAGAAGGGGACCCCAGUGGUUGUUCUACUGUCAUCUGCUCUUCAGGAUGAAGAUGAGUGGGAAAAGACCUACACUUUUAACCCUGGCCAUUUUCUAGAUGAGGAAGGGAAGUUCAGGAAGAGAGAUGCUUUUCUACCGUUCUCUGCGGGCUCGAGGGCUUGUAUAGGAGAAAGUCUGGCCAGGAUGGAGCUCUUCCUCUUCUUCACGUCUCUCCUCCAGCACUUUCGUUUCACUCCUCCACCUGGAGUUACAGAGGAUGAACUGGAUCUGACACCAACUAUGGGCCUUGCCCUCGCCCCUUCGCCUCAUGAGCUCUGUGCUAUCAGCAGGGUCUGACAAAACAUUUACAAACUUUUGUAGACGCCGCUAUCUGCUGCUGAGAAACCUAACAAAGAUUAAUCAUCAAAAAUGAAGUAGGUAAUAAGAUGAACUGCACCUUUAGUAAACUUUAGCUGUACACCCUCAACAUGCUGAUCUGUUUAAGUUUUAUGCACAACUUUAUGACACGUCCAUGAAACUCUAUGAUAAGGUGUCAUGAAAUGUCAAUCUGUUAACUUCACACAUACUACCUUAUGAACUGAAAUAGGAAUGUACUUAGGAUCAUCUUUAUUAUUAUUAUUUCUUCAAUCAUUUAGAACAGAGGUAUGAAAAGUAACAGUUUGUAAUGCCAGUUCUAGUGAUACAAAAUAAGUUGAUAAAAAUAGACAAAAAAAAAAAAAAAGAAAAAAAGGCAAAGUACCAUUAGGGUACAUCAUUUAUCAUUUCAUCUGUGUUCAUUGCCUACA
Toxotes jaculatrix (banded archerfish) is the source of this 2098-nucleotide messenger RNA. Its product is annotated as cytochrome P450 2K1-like. The record is from RefSeq and is a predicted model, not a curated record. NCBI's taxonomy places the organism in Eukaryota, Metazoa, Chordata, Actinopteri, Toxotidae. The transcript is spliced from 9 exons. Bases 144 to 1649 code for a protein of 501 amino acids. Gene Ontology annotation, molecular function: oxidoreductase activity, acting on paired donors, with incorporation or reduction of molecular oxygen, reduced flavin or flavoprotein as one donor, and incorporation of one atom of oxygen; iron ion binding; heme binding. Gene Ontology annotation, cellular component: cytoplasm; intracellular membrane-bounded organelle. Gene Ontology annotation, biological process: xenobiotic metabolic process.